This is a messenger RNA of Acanthochromis polyacanthus (spiny chromis), 2226 nucleotides long. RefSeq names its product DNA-damage-inducible transcript 3 (gene ddit3). Gene Ontology annotation, biological process: positive regulation of intrinsic apoptotic signaling pathway; ER overload response; intrinsic apoptotic signaling pathway in response to endoplasmic reticulum stress. The transcript has 4 exons. The record is from RefSeq and is a predicted model, not a curated record. Gene Ontology annotation, molecular function: transcription factor binding; DNA-binding transcription activator activity, RNA polymerase II-specific; protein heterodimerization activity. The coding region runs from base 277 to 1209 and encodes 310 amino acids. Lineage: Eukaryota; Metazoa; Chordata; Actinopteri; Pomacentridae. Gene Ontology annotation, cellular component: CHOP-C/EBP complex; cytoplasm; CHOP-ATF4 complex.
UUGGCCUCUCCCUCAAUAUAAACACCGCCGGGAGUUUCCGUAAAAUCACAUUCAGCCGUCAAGACUGAACAAUGGUUAACAUGAGCUAUCACCAAUUUUUACUAAAAUAUCUACAUACGAAUUCAAGACAGUCGAGAAGGCGAGCGAAUAAACGAAAGAGGAAUUGUUGGGACAAUCUAUCUCCAACAAAUCUGCAGACUUGAUUAAGAGAGACUUUCUAAAGGUCCAGUGUGAACCGUGUGGCCGAGUAUCUGUGCGUUGCGACUGAUUGGCGAGAUGACUGCCGAGUGGCUACACCUGCCCCCGCCGUACCCCCCUGGUGUGGGGCCGUUGUAUGGUGCAGAGUUGGAGGCGUGGUAUGAGGACCUGCAGGAUAUUCUGGGCUCCGACACAGGAGGGGCAAAACUGGCACGUGCCCCCACAUGCACCGAGAAGGAGCCGGAGUUCCUGGAUGUUCUGGAGAGUUGUUCUCUGACAUGGCUGACUGACGGAAGCCAGACAUGGGGCGAGAGUGUCCAGAGGGCAACGGAGGAGAUCCACAGCACCCAGCCUCUGCAUCACACCUCAUCAUCAUCAUCCUCCUCCUCCUCCUCCUGCAUGAGUCCAGCUGUUGCAGAAGAGCGGCAGGUGGAGGCUGAGAGUGGUAGAAAUGGAGACAGUUCGGCAGGAGGUGGCAGUGACUUGCUGCCUCCGGAGUUCUUCGAGUUGCUGAGCGAAGGAGGAGUGGGAAUGGUGGAUACGAGCGGAGCAGUGAUCAGCGGUAGCUAUUAUUACCACCACCAUCAACACCAUCAGGCUAAUAAUGUCCAUCCUGCAUCUCCCUCAGCCAGUGAGGAGGAACUGCCCUGUGUCCCAGAUUCUCCAUCUUGCUCCUCCUCAGCCUCCCAAUCACCAUCUCAAAAUUGUUCUUCUCCCUCUUCACCCGUCUCUUCUCCAUCCGCCUACCCGUCCUCCCGCCUGGGAAAACGCAAGAGGACCACCAGCGAGAGGGCCACCAGUGCCUUGUCCUCUUUCGCCUCCUCCACACAGCGUUCAUCCUACUCGUCUACCAAAAAGAGUCGCAAAGAAAGAGAGCAGGAGAACGAGAGAAAGGUGCAGGAGCUGACAGAGCAGAAUGAGCGUUUGAAAGCAGAGAUUGAAAGGCUGGGAGAGGAGGUGCAGAGGACACGAAGAGCCCUGAUAGAGAGACUAGUCAACACCAGGAAAUGAGAGAGGUGGGGGAAGAGACAGGAUGGAAGAUAGGAAUAAAAGAUGACAGUUCCUACAGAAUUGGAAUAAGCAGUGGUGGGGAAAGGUGUAAAGUGGUGGUUAUGAAAUGCCUCUUUAGAAAAGAACGGAAACCAAAGAUAAAUUUUAUAAGUGAGUGGAUUUUUUUGAAAAGACAGAGAGGUAAUGAUGGCAAGAAGAAGGAAAGUGAUGAAAGUCAAGACAAGAAAGGGCACCGAGAGAAAGGGCUGCAACAGCAUUGCGGCAAAUAAAAAGACACAGCAUGUGUAAAGGAGAACAGACAGCUCUAAGUGCAAAUCAUGCAGUGAUUUAGAUGAAUGUCAGUUUUAAAGAAUGCCUAACUAGUUUCAUCAAAUGGGACUGCACAAAUAACAGUUCUGAGCAUUUGAUGAUUUGUAUGUAGGACAGAAAGGAACUUGAUUGAGAGAGUGCAUUUCAUUGUCAUCCGUUCCCACCAUUUUGCAAGAAAUUGUAACUCCAAUUUUAAGGGCUGCAAUCUGGCUAGCAGAGAUUAUUUGCCCCAAUUUGUGGAGAGUUUAGGAGCUCAGGAAAAGUUUGAAAGUGCCCAGUGCAGUGUGAGUAUGAGAGAAUGAUUUUUGUUCUAUUUGGAGGAAAGUUCAUACCCUUUUCUUACUUUUGUAUAAUCCUGGCUUGUGUGUAUGUGUAUUUAGAUAAAGCAAGUAGGACCCGGCUAUACUUUCUAAGCUGACCUUUUCUAUUAUUAUGGGAAUUUGUGGUAGAAUUAUUAAGGGUUGUUCUACCCUGAUUUACUAUUUUUAUAUAAUGUUGUAAAAUAUACAAUUGUACUGUAAUGGCUUGUACUGUAAUAAGCCAACAUAUCCCCUGUUAUUUUCUCACUGUAGUCCCAAAAAUUGUUAAUCGUAGAAUAAUAUGCAUGGCUUUUAUCACUGAUGGCAACAAAUUCAUGUAUUUUACCGUACCAUUCAUUUUAUCAUUCACUGUAAUUCCUAAUUUGCAAUAAAAGAAAAAAAAUGUGCA